Molecule: messenger RNA, 1712 nt
Organism: Protobothrops mucrosquamatus (brown spotted pit viper)
Lineage: Eukaryota; Metazoa; Chordata; Lepidosauria; Squamata; Viperidae
Product: cyclic AMP-responsive element-binding protein 5
Exons: 8
Coding region: 1-1266 (421 amino acids)
Biological process (GO): regulation of transcription by RNA polymerase II
Molecular function (GO): DNA-binding transcription factor activity, RNA polymerase II-specific; cAMP response element binding
Source: RefSeq, a predicted model, not a curated record
AUGUGGGUCAAUCGUAUCUCUGCAGAGAUGAUGUUUUACAGUGAAGAAGCCAUCUUGGAAAAGGCUGUUCUUAUUGGUCCUGAUGUAAUGAUCUACAAUGGUAGUCAAUGCAUGGUGACAGUCAUGUGUGAUGUCUUAGUUUUGGAAUCAUUGAAUGUGCAGUUCUUUUGUUCUGAAGUUUUAUAUUUAAUCCUUUCUUCUGUGUUCCUCUUUUAUAGGCCUGUCCCAGGCUCCUUAUCUUCACUGCUACACCUGCACAAUCGUCAAAGACAGCCCAUGCCUGCUUCUAUGCCUGGGACUUUACCUAAUCCUACAAUGCCUGGAUCCUCCGCUGUCUUGAUGCCUAUGGAAAGACAAAUGUCUAUGAACUCAAGUAUCAUGGGAAUGCAAAAUCCAAAUCUCAGUAAUCCAUGUGCUUCACCUCAAGUUGCUCCAAUGCAUUCAGAAGCUAAAAUGAGGUUGAAAGCAGCUUUGACUCAUAUUCCUGCGGGCAUCUCCAAUGGAAAUAUGAACACCGUGGGUCAUAUGAUGGAAAUGAUGAGCUCUCGACAAGACCAACCAGCCCACCAUCAUAUGCACUCACAUCCACAUCAACACCAGACCCUUCCACCCCAUCAUCCGUACCCCCAUCAGCAUCAGCAUCCAGUACACCAUCCUCAUCACCAGCACCAACACCAGCACCAUCAUUCUCAUUCACAUCUUCAGGCACACCCAGCACAUCAUCAGACUUCGCCACAUCCGCCACUGCAUACAGACGGUCAAGCACAGGUAUCAGGAGCAGCUCAACAAAUGCAAGUCACACAGAGCCUACAACCACCACAGCCCUCUGGCGGUCGUCGAAGACGAGUGGUGGAUGAAGAUCCAGAUGAAAGACGGAGGAAAUUUCUGGAACGAAAUCGAGCAGCUGCCACACGGUGCAGACAGAAGAGGAAAGUUUGGGUGAUGUCACUGGAAAAGAAAGCAGAAGAACUCACCCAGACAAAUAUGCAACUUCAGAAUGAGGUUUCCAUGUUGAAAAAUGAGGUAGCACAGCUGAAACAGUUGCUGUUAACUCAUAAAGACUGUCCCAUAACAGCUAUGCAGAAAGAAUCACAAGGAUACCUAAGUCCUGAAAAUAGUCCUCCUUCUAGUCCACGUCCAACCUGCUCACAAAAACAAGUCAUUCAGCAGAAUACCAUUACUACUUCCUCUGCCGUCGGUGAUGUUGGAGGCUCCACUCUCAGUCAACUUGCAAGCCAUCAAAAAGACAUGAACCCAGUCCUUUAAAAUUGAGUGAUCAAGCAACUGUGAUGAUAAAUAUGAUGACCUAUCAGGUUUCUUUUCUGUUAAAGGCAUUGCCUUCUCAAGAUUAUUUCUAAUCUGAAGGACUCUUCAGCCCCAAAAGACUUAUGAGCUUGAUUUUUUUAGUUAUUAAAUAAUUGUUUAUGCUUAGUAAUAAUAAAGGGAUUUAUGCAAUGAUUAUGCUAUCAGCUUGGGAGAUGCUUGGUGCUUUCUCUAAUUUUCUGGUACCAGUUUCUUCUUCAUUUGUUUGUAGCCAAACUGCUUCUGUACAUAGCCAUGGUCCUUCUCAUCAUUGCUGGUUGGCACCAUCGAAGCAUCUUAUAACAGUAUCAUUAGCCAAAAACUGAAGCCUAAAAAAUAUGAAACAGCCAUACACUUGUUGACAGUGCAAUAAGUACAUGGUUUUUCAGCUCCAUUAAACUCUCAAUCAU